UUUCGACAAUUUCACGUACUGUUUAACUCUCUUUCCAAAGUGCUUUUCAUCUUUCCCUCACGGUACUUGUUCGCUAUCGGUCUCUCCCCAAUAUUUAGCUUUAGAUGGAAUUUACCACCCAUUUUGAGCUGCAUUCCCAAACAACUCGACUCGUGGAGAGUGUAUCACAAAGCACUGGGCGUCCAUGUCAAGUACGGGAUUUUCACCCUCUAUGACGUCCUAUUCCAAGGAACUUGUACAUGGUCCAGCACGGAAAACACUUCUCGAGAUUACAACGCGGGCACCGAAGGUACCAGCUUUCAAAUUUGAGCUCUUCCCGCUUCACUCGCCGUUACUAGGGGAAUCCUUGUUAGUUUCUUUUCCUCCGCUUAUUGAUAUGCUUAAGUUCAGCGGGUAGUCCUACCUGAUUUGAGGCCAGAGUUAUGAAAUAGUGGGUUGAGUGUUGCCACUCGCGCCGGGUUAAGAAG
Messenger RNA from Microstroma glucosiphilum, 467 nucleotides. RefSeq lists its product as hypothetical. NCBI's taxonomy places the organism in Eukaryota, Fungi, Basidiomycota, Exobasidiomycetes, Microstromatales, Microstromataceae. The transcript has a single exon. The coding region runs from base 185 to 397 and encodes 70 amino acids. The record is from RefSeq and is a predicted model, not a curated record.